GGGACCAGUUCUGCGGCUCGGUGCGCGCACUGGACUCUCCGGACGCCUCCGGCGCUGCGCAAUUGGGAGGAUCUCUCCACUUUUGGUUUUUUUUGGGGGGGGGGGUUGUUGCCAAACGCAGUGUAACCAACGCGCGCAAACGGACGCGAGACUCCGAGCGCUGAACCCGCUGUCGCCAAACACCUUUGCUGUCAAUGUCGGCACAGUUGUUGAUUAAUUUAAGUGAAUGAACGGAAAGAAGAUGAAGGACCCCAGGAAGAAGACGCUGUACGUGCUGAUGGACGUGCUGUGCGUUGUGGUCGCGGCCCUGCCCUUCAUCAUCAUGACCAUCGUGUUCAAGCCGUAUCAAAGAGGUGUUCACUGUGACGACGAGAGCAUCAUGUACCCUCUAAAGCCAGACACCAUCACCCACGGCAUGUUGGCGGCGGUCACCAUCUCCUGCACCGUCGUCAUCAUCUCCUCGGGAGAAGCUUAUCUGGUCUACAGCAAGAGGAUUCACUCCAAUUCUGACUUUAACCAGUACGUGGCCGCGCUCUACAAGGUAGUGGGCACCUUCCUGUUUGGAGCCUCCGUCAGCCAGUCGCUCACCGACCUGGCCAAGUUCACCAUCGGCCGCCCGAGGCCGAACUUCAUGGCCGUGUGUGCCCCCAAGGUCUGCACGGGGUACAUGCAGGUGAUCAACUGCACUGGAAGGCCCCGCGACGUCACAGAGUCCAGAUUGUCCUUCUACUCCGGCCACUCCUCGUUUGGAAUGUACUGCAUGCUCUUCUUAGCGCUCUACGUGCAGGCCAGACUGGUGGCUAAGUGGGCCAGACUUCUCCGGCCCACCAUCCAGUUCUUCCUGGUGGCCUUUGCGGUGUAUGUGGGUUACACCCGAGUCUCUGAUUACAAGCACCACUGGAGCGACGUGCUGGUGGGGCUGCUGCAGGGAGCGCUCGUUGCCGUUCUCAACGUGCACUUUGUGUCCAACUUCUUUAAGAAACGUCCUCCACGUUGCAAAGCGGCAGACGCGGCGGAUAGCGACGCGCCGGAGAGGAAACCCAGCCUGCAGAUCGCAGACGCCGAACACGGGAACCAUUACAACUAUCACCACAACCAUGGUCCCGUGUGACGGGGGGGGGCCGUAGGGAACCGAGGCUCCAAUCCCCCUUUCUCCAACCACUCCCCGCCCCGCCCCCACCCCACACACACCUCCCACCAUCACAACCACUGGACUGACUGAGGGGGCGAUAUUUGACGCCACCAGGUUGCCUGAGCCCCCUCUCAAAGACACCGCGAUGACCUCCCUUUCUCGUGUAAGAGACAGACGUGUGAGAGAGGAGCGUGUUGUCCAUGAGACGUCCUCGUCGAUGUCUCAGGCGUGUGUGUGUGCCUAAAGCUGCGUUAAGCGAAAGACUCCGAACCCACGGCCGCAAAGCUGUGACGCACUGGCGCCUUAAGCCAGAGGCCGACACAGAGGACCGCGGGCAUCCCAACGAGAGCCCCCCCCCCCUCGCCCACCGACAAAAGUACGACUUGAUAUUCACUAGCCCGGGUGCCUUCAUGCCCCCUGCAGGUAGAAGUGUGUUCUCUUGGGCGUCAUACAUGCUCCACUUUCUGUACUCGUCACCAUCAUUUGACCCGCACCGUUUCGUGGUUGGUUCACUACCUAAACCGCCAGCGGUGUGGGACGGGGGGGUCGGGCUUCAUAGUACUAACAACUGUUUGACUUACCCGAUCGAUUUGAUCUGGGUAUCACAUAAAACGCUUAAUGUAGCUAUGACCGCUUUUUGUGUAAUUUUAAUGUCUGUAUGUAGAGAACCAAAUGUGUUUUCAGCGAUGAAAGAAAAAGAGAGGGAGAAAGGCCAGAAUGCCGAUGAUGAUGAUGAUGAUGAUGAUGAUUUGCUUCAUCCGAGUGCCGCUAUUCUUAGUUCAGUCUCGUUGAGUCGUCUCAUCAAUUGGUCUGGAUCCAAAUGGAGUGAAGGAUAUGGAGACUUAAGCUUUAGAGGCUGAUCUUGUGUCCAGACUGGGUCGGAUUAACCUUCAACAAUGGUGACGCUUUUUGGAAAAAUGUUUGAAUUGAAUUGUUUAGUUAGUGAAGGAUUUUUGUGUCCCCUGUGUGAGAUGGACUGCAGGGUUUAGAAACCAUUGAUAGCUUUCCUUACUGUUGGACUUAAUGUGCCAUACCACUACUAUACUGCCAAUCAAAUAUCACGCUACUUGCCAUCUAUCCGGUCUUCUUUUCUCUCUUUUCAUUGUGUUUUUUUGUUUUUUUACUUCCCAAAUACUAUCAAUCAAAGGAGGACGAGGCGGCCAUUUUGAAAAUGGUGUUUUAAUUUAUUUUAAAAAACAAGACUAGUUUUUUAUUUACUCUUUUAUAAAGUCGGAAACGUCAGCGCUGUCGAGGUUUUUGUGCAAUCAACCCCGCUUGCCACUAUGAGCCGCAAAUGCUGUAUAUAUACUAAUGCUGUGAGACAUGUUUCAUGUUGUGCGAAGGAUGCUUGUGUGUUUUUGUUUUCACUUGGACGUUACAUCUUAUUUCACCCUGUACACUGUUGCUUUGGCCAUCGGGUUCUCAGACGGGCGGCUGUGGGAGUUGCCACACAAACGGAUCCAGCUCCAAACAUAUUCCCACUUCCCCCCCCAAGAUUCAUCUGCGUUCCUCUUACCCUUCCCCGUGUUGAUAGACGGGGUUCAUUUGUGAAAAAGGUCUCCUGUGCAGAAUACGGACCCCUGGAGGACCAGAUCAGACCACAAACCUGAACUGGGGGGGGGGGGGGGGGGACACACACGUUAAGACCGACAGACAGACAGACAGAAUAUCACCUGGUAGUGAUUGUGAGGCCCCAAAGCUGAGCGGGGACCAGAGAAAGGCGGGGUACUUCAGGGGGGCGGGGUGUGGGGUAUCCCAUGGUGAACCCUUUGCCCCUGGGGACCUCUGCACGUUUAAAACACACAUCUGCAAUGAGAAACAGCUGGAUCCGUGCGAGCCCUCCCCCUGCAUCUAAAUCACCUGUGUAUUAUUCCAAAAGAGGACGAGGAAGUAGACUCUGGUCGGCCAAUCUCCUGUUUAUAUGUCCAACGUGGGUGUGAUUAAAGGUGUUUGCCUUUUAUUAUACAUAAAUUAUCUACAGGCUUCAAAACAGAGAAUUGUAAAUAAAUAUAUAAUCACUCAGGUA
Gasterosteus aculeatus aculeatus (three-spined stickleback) is the source of this 3158-nucleotide messenger RNA. It is a transcript of the gene plpp2b, whose product is annotated as phospholipid phosphatase 2b. Gene Ontology annotation, cellular component: plasma membrane. Gene Ontology annotation, molecular function: phosphatidate phosphatase activity. NCBI's taxonomy places the organism in Eukaryota, Metazoa, Chordata, Actinopteri, Perciformes, Gasterosteidae. The record is from RefSeq and is a predicted model, not a curated record. Gene Ontology annotation, biological process: phospholipid dephosphorylation; phospholipid metabolic process; signal transduction.